CCUUUGAGGGAAGAAAGAAAAGAUAGGCACAAAAAUAUGUGACCAGGUUCAGUGAACUCUGGCUAUUCAAUUCCUUACCAUAAUCACCACUCACUCAUUUAGUCAUUCCAUUUUCCUCAAAGUAAAAUAACAGUAGAAGGUAGCGUCUCUCUUCCAAAAGUAAACUUAAAGCAUAACACAACAAAUUCUAUUUUCACUUUGCACCACAACAAUCGCUCAAACCAAGUUGUUACUAUGUCUAAUUUCUCAGAGUUCAAACCUCUCAACGAAAACACACUCAUCGAAUACAUAAAAUCAAUCCCUUCCCUUUCAUCAAAACUCGGCAACAACUUUUCCGACAUAACCGUUAAAGAAGUCGGAGAUGGCAACCUUAAUUUCGUCUUCAUCGUUUCAAACUCAACUGGUUCUUUUGUCCUCAAACAGGCUUUACCAUAUGUUCGUUGCAUAGGAGAAUCAUGGCCGAUGACAAAAGAAAGAGCUUAUUUUGAAUCGUUGGCUUUGAAAGAAGAGGGUAAACUGUGUCCUCAACAUGUUCCAGAAGUUUAUCAUUUUGAUCGUACAAUGUCUUUGAUUGGUAUGCGUUAUUUGGAACCGCCGCAUAUAAUUCUCAGAAAAGGGUUGAUUGCUGGUGUUGAGUACCCUUUGUUAGCUGAACAUAUGUCUGAUUUCAUGGCAAAGACACUCUUUUUUACUUCUCUGCUUUUUCGUUCUACCACUGAGCAUAAACGGGACGUUGCCGAAUUUUGCGGGAAUGUGGAGUUAUGCAGGCUCACUGAGCAGGUUGUUUUUUCCGACCCUUAUAAAGUUUCUGAGUAUAAUCGCUGGAAUUCUCCUUAUCUGGACCAAGAUGCCAAGGCUGUUCGGGAAGACAAUCUACUAAAGCUUGAAGUUGCUGAGCUGAAAUCGAAGUUCUGUGAAAGGGCUCAGGCACUAAUACAUGGAGAUCUACACACUGGUUCUGUGAUGGUUACUCGUGAAUCAACACAAGUUAUUGAUCCUGAGUUUGCAUUUUAUGGACCAAUCGGUUUUGAUAUUGGAGCAUUCCUGGGAAACUUGAUUUUGGCGUACUAUUCUCAGGAUGGGCAUGCUGAUCAAGCAAACGAUCGAAAAGGAUAUAAGGAAUGGAUUCUUAAGACAAUUGAAGACACUUGGAAUCUUUUCCACCAUAAAUUCACUGCACUUUGGGAUGAACAUAAAAAUGGUGCUGGUGAGGCAUAUCUUCCAGCAAUCUAUAACAAUCCUGAAGUUCAGCUACUUGUACAGAAGAAAUACAUAACAGAUGUGUUUCAUGAUAGUCUCGGAUUUGGUGCUGCCAAAAUGAUAAGGAGAAUUAUUGGUGUGGCACAUGUUGAGGAUCUUGAAUCUAUUGCUGAUGCUGGUAAACGGGCAACCUGUGAACAUCGGGCACUCAAUUUAGCUAAGACGCUUCUCAAGGAAAGAAGAAAAUUUGAGAGCAUUUCUGAAAUUGUCUCAGCAAUUCAGCAAUUUUAGUCUUGACAAGGUUUUGUUAUAUCAAUACCUUUACCUCCCAUCAUUUAUCUGUUUUCUAAUAUAUUAUCUCUUAGAUUUUGGCCUGGUGAGUAGAGUACUACCGGAUAACUGAUUCUCUGCCAAGUUAUGUAUAGUGAAUGAAUUUUCUUGUAUCUUCUCUGUGGUGAGAUGGUACUGAUAGCAUAACACUGCAAUAGUGUACACUGUGUUGUUUACAAGUUUCGUGUGAUUACAUAAGGUUCCAUUUGAAGUUAUUUUUGAUAUGAUACUCAAUUAUCAAAUAUGAUGGAUAAGAUGAUGCUUCUACUGAUUCAGUAUUGUAAUUUUAAUGCUGUUGGAUUUAAAUAAUAUAUUUUACCUUAUAUUUAA
Trifolium pratense (red clover) is the source of this 1860-nucleotide messenger RNA. Its product is annotated as methylthioribose kinase-like. The transcript has 6 exons. Lineage: Eukaryota; Viridiplantae; Streptophyta; Magnoliopsida; Fabales; Fabaceae. Bases 235 to 1491 code for a protein of 418 amino acids. The record is from RefSeq and is a predicted model, not a curated record. Gene Ontology annotation, molecular function: S-methyl-5-thioribose kinase activity.